CUUAAUUACCUUUUUUAUCCUUAACCCCUCUCUCUCUCUAAUUUUGCAAUAUAUGGUUCCCUAUAAAAUGGGUCCACUCUCAAUCUCUCUUCAUUCCUUAUUAUUCUGAUCAACUUGAGUAAAAAUGGCAGAUCAGGAAGUGAAGCUGUUGGAUUUUUGGCCCAGCAUGUUUGGUAUGAGAGUUAGAAUAGCUUUGGCACAGAAGGGUGUGGCUUAUGAGUAUGUUGAAGAAGAUCUGAGAAACAAGAGCCCUUUGCUUCUUGAAAUGAACCCAAUUCAUAAGAAAAUCCCAGUUCUUAUUCAUAAUGGAAAACCCAUUUGUGAAUCUUCCAUUAUUGUUGAGUAUAUCGAUGAAUUUUGGAAUGACAAAGCUCCUCUCUUGCCUUCUCAUCCUUAUGACAGAGCUCAAGCCAGAUUUUGGGUUGAUUUCAUUGAUAAGAAGCUUUAUGGUCCAACAAGGAAGAUAUGGGCUACCAAGGGAGAAGAGCAUGAAGCCGGAAAGAAAGAGUUCAUAGAAAUAUUGAAGCAAUUGGAACAGGUUCUUGGAGAAAAGGAAUAUUUUGGAGGUGAGAGUUUGGGAUUUAUAGACAUUGCAUUGAUUGGAUUUUACAGCUGGUUCUAUACAUAUGAGACAGUAGGGAAAUUUAGCAUUGAAGCUGAGUGUCCAAAGAUAAUAAGUUGGGGAAAGAGAUGUUUGCAAAACGAGAGUGUGGCCAAGUCCCUUCCUGACUCCAAGAAGAUCUAUGAUUUUGUGGUUCAAGUGCAAAAAGCUUUGGGGAUUAUUUGACCAAAACAAUAACAUAUAAAUUCAUGUGUAAUGUUUUAUAUGUAGUGUUUCACGUGGUGGUGGUGUUUUGUGUAUUUUAAUUUCUGUGUUUUUGGGUAUUGAAAAGUAUAGCUAAAAAGAAAAAAAGAUGGUUCAUUCGCACAUUUGCUUGUGUGUGUGCUUUUGAACAAUUUGUCAAUGUAGUGAGUCUCACUGUUCAAUAAAAUAGUAAUAUUGUCAUAAAUUGCCAGCUUUA
Molecule: messenger RNA, 1022 nt
Organism: Cucumis sativus (cucumber)
Lineage: Eukaryota; Viridiplantae; Streptophyta; Magnoliopsida; Cucurbitales; Cucurbitaceae
Product: probable glutathione S-transferase parC
Exons: 2
Coding region: 125-787 (220 amino acids)
Biological process (GO): glutathione metabolic process
Cellular component (GO): cytoplasm
Molecular function (GO): glutathione transferase activity
Source: RefSeq, a predicted model, not a curated record